Blepharisma stoltei is the source of this 2349-nucleotide messenger RNA. Lineage: Eukaryota; Ciliophora; Heterotrichea; Heterotrichida; Blepharismidae. The record is from the annotation of a GenBank genome assembly.
AUGGAAGAUAAGAAUGACAUCCGCGAAACAAGGCUUCAAAAAGAAAGAGAGCUCUUAAAAAAGCUGGAACCCACAAACUACACCCUCGAUUUCCCCGACUGCAGCAGAAGCUUAGAAAUAGUUACUGAAGUUCAAACCUUCCCAGUAAAAUUUUUCAUUCAUCUGCCAGAGCGCUACCCAUUCCAAUCCCCCAAAGUAUCUCUUUCAGUCUCCGACAAAUUAACUUCCCUCACUGAAUUUUACGACGACGAAAACAUCCUUGAGCAUGUCCUCGGAGAAUCCUGAAUUCCGGUCAUAAAUUUAUCUUCAGUCAUAGAAAAACUUGUGCAUUACGCCCAUCACUCAUAUAAAGCUCGUGGAAAAUCACUUUUGGCUGAAAUAUUUUCAAUGUACUGGAAAUGGAGCAUCAUUAUUGUGGUCUUGCUGGCUUUGCUGGUAAGAGUUGCGAUGAUUGCACAGCCCCAUUCUGGAUAUGAUAAUCAUCCUAAAUAUGGAGAUUAUGAAGCACAGAGGCAUUGGAUGGAAAUAACGACGAACUUGUCGCCUGAUAAGUGGGUAAUAAUUUAAAAUGGCGUUGAUUAAAGUAAUAGUCUACGGAUUGAAAGUGCUUCUCUGGCAGAUUUAAUUAUGACGUCUCAUUUGGUGAAUUUAUAAGCAAGGGAUGCAAGAGCCCACAGGCUUUGCACGAGAGGGAAUCAUUACGUAGGAAGUUUUAAUUUCCAUAAGUGCGCAACUCACCCAGAAAGUGGAGGCUAGGACCUUUUUGUUCCAAUUUUAAGGGGGAGUGAAUAUCCUGAGCUCAAAAAAGAGACUUUUACGCCCAAAUUUUAAGACUGGUGUCCUGCAUCUGAUCGAAUUCAGCUUAAAAGCAGCUUGAUGGCAGGGAAAAAGGCACGAAGUCGCCUAUUGCGGCUUUGAAGGUAGCUCUCAUAAGAUUGCCUGCUAAGCUAAAUUAAACUUAUAUAAAAUUAGAUAUAUAAGUGGUAUAAAGAUUCAGCGGAGAAUGACUUGGAGUACUGGGGACUUGAUUAUCCUCCUUUAACUGCCUGGCAUUCAUGGUUUUUAGGAUCCGUCAGCUCCAUGAUAGAACCUGAGUCCAUGGUUUUAGGAGAAUCUAGAGGAUAUUUAACAUCAAGUCACAAGCUAUUUAUGAGGCUAAGCGUGAUAUUAGGAGAUUUAUUUGCAUUUAUUCCUGCAGUAUUUAUGUUCUUUAAAAUGUAUUAUCGAUAUCUUUCAGGAGGAAUAAAGUACUCAGCAAUCAUUCUUAUAUUUUUAUCACCUCCAUUAUUAUUGAUUGAUAAUGGGCACUUUCAAUACAACAGCAUCAUGCUAGGAUUUUCGCUUUGGGCUGUUGUAUUGGUUUAUUAUGAUUAUUUAGGACUUUCUGCUGUAGUACUUGCUCUUGCUUUGAAUUUCAAACAAAUGGCGCUUUAUUAUGUGCUUCCUUUUGGCUGUAUUUGGAUGGCUAAAGCAUGGAAACGAGCAAGGCACCAGAGUAUGAGAUUUCAACCGAAUAUUAGAUGGGGAAUUAUGGCAGCCGAAAUUAUUUUGACUUUAUCCAAUAUUAUUGGCUGUGGAAUUAUUACUACAAUUAUCAUCUGGAUACCUUGGAUAGGGUCAAUUAGCGAUAUUACACAAGUUAUUUCAAGGAUAUUCCCAUUACAAAGAGGAAUAUUUGAAGACAAAGUGGCCACUUUUUGAUGCGUCUCAUCUAUUUUUAUUAAAUACAAGGAAUUGUUCCCGACAAAUUUACUUGCAAUGCUCUCAGCAUUGCUUACGCUUGCUGCAUCACUUCCAUUUUUGGUGCUUUUAUUCAAAAGAAAACCAAUUAAUUUGAGCUUUUUGCAUGCACUUUCAGGGGUUUCUUUAUCGUUUUUCUUGUUUUCUUACCAUGUGCAUGAGAAAACGAUAUUAAUUCCUCUGCUACCAUUUUCCUUGUUAUCAGUAAUAGACACACCGGAAUUAUUUAGAUUUUACGUUUUACUGGGAACUUUUAGUAUGUACCCACUUAUGAUCAAGGAUGGGCUGAGGUUUGCAUAUUUUUGCUUAUCAAUGGUUUUUUAUAUUAUGGCUGGAGACGUAAUUAAAACGUUGAAUUAUUUCCAAGACCGCAAAGGACACAAUUUGACGCUGUGGUAUAUAGGAAUAAUCCUAAUUCACUUGAUGGAGUUUAUAGAACCGCCACAGCAAUAUCCAUAUUUGUUUGACACUAUUAUUGCUGCGUAUUCUUUUCUGGGAUUUCUAUAUAUAUGAAUUUUUACUCUGAAAUCACAUUAUCAAAUUAAAGGAGAUUCUGACCCUCGAUAUCACUUGGAAAAUCGACUGAGGAAAAAAGCUAAAAUGAGUUAA